This is a messenger RNA of Spodoptera litura, 5326 nucleotides long. It is a transcript of the gene sfl, whose product is annotated as N-deacetylase and N-sulfotransferase sfl. The record is from RefSeq and is a predicted model, not a curated record. Gene Ontology annotation, cellular component: Golgi apparatus. Gene Ontology annotation, molecular function: hydrolase activity; heparan sulfate N-sulfotransferase activity; deacetylase activity. Lineage: Eukaryota; Metazoa; Arthropoda; Insecta; Lepidoptera; Noctuidae.
GAUAUUAGUGACGUUUAGUUAGCUGAGCAUUCAAUUUUAUUUGAUGUUUAGCAAAAAUAUUUCUCAGCUCCAGGUAGGUUCAAACAAGAAAAUUUGGUACAAUAUACGUAUAAUAAAAUAGAUCCUACUUGCUAUAGUAUUACUAUUAUACAUUUAUGUGAAAACAUAAUAUUUUAUUUUUGAAUAGUUUUGACAAUCGAUAAACGUAACUAAACGAAAGAGUUGAAUAAUGUCGUGGUUACAGUGAGUAGUUCAAAGGACGCAUUUUCUUUGGUUCUAUAGAAAAACACAAUGAAAACAAAUUAAAACCAUCGAUUCGUACAUGUGCAUUUUUACGUGCUUUCGGUGCUCAUAUGACUAAAAUACUAAUUAGUUUGUGUAGUGUGUGUUAUUUUUGAAGAUUCCAUCACCGCUGAGGAAGCUUAUUGAAAGAUAUCACCGAUGAGCCGAGGCGUAGUAGACUCUGAUCUGUCCUGGAGACGGAUGCCGUGAGCUCUUUACCAAGGAGCGCACGACGUCGGCGUGAUGAGCACAACCCGCCAUAAUGCGUCGGCGGCCACUUUAAACCGGGAUCGGACGCGUUUGUCGGCUCGAGAUGGCCGUCAAUCGCGGCGAACGCGCAUUCAGCCUCCCUGCGCACGCGCAAUCCCAUACUCCACCGCGGCACUAUGAAAUGUGGAAACACGGCAAGUGGCGACAGAAAACGUCACCACCAAGGACAAACGCAGCCGUUAGGGUUCCGAGAUAGAAACUUUGUAUAGUGAAAUCCUUAGAGGCCUAAGUGUUACUUUUGUGUGUAAAUAUAGUGGUGAAUAGAUGUUAAGGAUGGCGGGCGAGAGUAGAGGUGUACGUGCGCCGCUGCUAGAGAGCGGUGGGGCAGAGUAUGCACAUCCGCACAAAGCUUCGGCGCCAAGAUGCUGCUUCUGGCUAGCAAGCCACGUGAACGUGAGGAAGUGUGUCGCCGGUGUCAUGCUGCUAUCCGUCCUCACCAUAUUCUUCUAUACAUAUUACGUCACAGUACCUCUCACUAGUCUGGUGUGGCGCGACCGCGUCCCGAGACCGUUGUCGCAAUGCUCGUUGCUUGCGUCGCAGCAACAGGCGGCGCGCGACCAUCGCUCGGAUGCGCGACUUCGCAUCGACGCGAAGGUGCUCGUGAUUGUCGAGUCGGCCUACUCGCGACUUGGCCGCGACAUCGCCGAACUGCUUGUCGCCAACCGUAUACGGUACAAGGUGGAAGUCGCGGGUAAGAGUCUGCCCGUACUUACCACUUUGGACAAGGGGCGUUACGGCGUGAUCGUGUUCGAAUCGCUAUCGAAAUACGCGAACAUGGAUAAGUGGAAUCGAGAACUCCUCGAUAAGUACUGCAGGGAAUAUUCUGUGGGUGUUGUUGCGUUCGCAACGCCUGGGGAAGAGACUCUAGUUGGCGCACAGCUGAAAGGAUUCCCUCUGUUCAUGCAUACUAAUUUAAGACUAAAGGACGCAACGCUAAACCCAGCAUCGCCAGUGCUCCGACUUGCCCGCGCUGGCGAGACGGCCUGGGGGGCACUUCCAGGCGAUCACUGGGCAGUGUUCAGGGCCAACAGCUCAACUUACGAACCCGUUGCCUGGGCAUUGAGGCAAAACGAAUACGAAUCCACUGAGGAGCGCAUGCCGCUAGCGACAGUGAUACAAGACCACGGCCGUUUGGACGGCGUCCAACGCGUACUGUUCGGCUCGGGCCUACAGUUUUGGCUGCACAGGAUACUGUUCCUGGAUGCUCUUAGCUACCUCAGCCACGGCCAGCUUAGCUUGAGCCUCGACAGGUGGAUACUGGUCGAUAUAGAUGAUAUCUUCGUGGGAGAAAGAGGAACUCGACUACACGAAGAAGACGUGGCGGCUAUGUUAGCGUCACAGACUGCGCUACAACGAUUAGUGCCGGGAUUCAGGUUCAACCUGGGUUACAGUGCUAAGUACUAUCAUCAUGGGACGUCACUUGAAAACCAAGGUGACGACGCCUUGUUGAGGAACCGGGAACAUUUUACUUGGUUUUGUCACAUGUGGAACCACCAGCAGCCUCACCUAUACAACAAUGUGACACAUCUAGAAUCAGAGAUGAUGCUCAACAAACAGUUUGCCAUAGAGCAUGGGAUCCCCACCAACUCUUGCUACUCCGUGUCUCCUCAUCACUCAGGAGUUUACCCCGUACACGAACCAUUAUACGAAGCCUGGAGAAAAGUGUGGGACGUCAAAGUGACCAGCACUGAGGAAUACCCGCAUUUGCGACCCGCUAGGUUACGAAGGGGUUUUCGGCAUAGAGGUGUUAUGGUUCUCCCACGCCAAACUUGCGGACUUUUUACACACACGCUGCUACUAGAGAGAUACCCAGGCGGCCGGCAUCGUCUCGAUCGUUCUAUACAAGGAGGGGAACUCUUCCAGACAGUCAUCAAUAACCCUAUCAACGUGUUUAUGACACACAUGUCAAACUAUGGAAACGACCGACUGGCUUUAUACACCUUCGAGUCGGUUGUGAAGUUCCUGCGAUGUUGGACUAAUGUACGGCUGGCGUCUGCACCGCCGCUUGCACUGGCUGAUAAGUACUUCCAACUGAGACCCGACGAACUGAAUCCGCUGUGGGGGAAUCCAUGUGAUGACAUCAGACACCGACGCAUUUGGUCGAAGAGCAAGUGGUGUGGGACUCUGCCUAAAGUGCUGGUAAUAGGACCGCAGAAGACGGGUAGUACUGCCCUGUAUACGUUCCUAGCCAUGCACCCUGCCCUAGCGCCGAACUUGCCAAGUCCUACCACAUAUGAAGAGCUCCAGUUCUUCAAUAACAACAACUAUCUUAAAGGACUCGAUUGGUACUUAAACUUCUUCCCACCAAACAUGAGCAACACUACGCAGAUCACGUUCGAGAAGUCGGCAACUUACUUCGAUGGCGACUUAGUACCACGACGGGCGCACGCUCUCCUACCCAACGCUAAGAUCAUUGCCAUACUUAUAUCUCCGUCUAAAAGAGCGUAUUCGUGGUACCAACACAUUCGGUCGCACGGCGAUGUGGUCGCCAACAACUACACGUUCCAUACAGUCAUCACGGCGAAUGAUUCCGCGCCAAAACCCCUCCGGGAUUUAAGAAAUCGUUGCCUAAACCCAGGCAAGUACAGUCACUACCUGGAGCGCUGGCUGGCGGAGUACAGUAGCCAUCAACUGCACAUCAUCGACGGCUCGCUACUGCGAUCCGAGCCUGCUGGCGUCAUGAACACGCUGCAGAAGUUCCUCAAGAUAUCACCGCAUAUCGACUACAAUAAGUUGCUCAAAUACGAUGCGAAAAAAGGAUUUUUCUGUCAAGCAGUAGGCAAUGACAGGACGAAAUGCCUCGGCAAAUCCAAAGGCCGGAUAUAUCCGCCGAUGGAGGAGAGGUCUGCUAAGUUCCUGAAGCGGUACUACACGCCGCACAACACGGCGCUGUCCAAGCUCCUCGUGAGGAUAGGCCGGCCUGUCCCCCAGUGGCUCAAAGAUGAAUUGUCCUCCAAUGGAUAGCACACCUUGCAACCUAAAAGGUUGGCACGAAACAAGGUGUUACACGGCUUGAUCAAAGUCUGUGUCAUCAGCUUCCCUUGACGAAGCCAAGGGUCGGCGAUGUGACGGCAGUCCUUAAGUUACAAACUGUGGGCGUCGGUCGCUAGUCGCGCUGUACGCAAUGUUGUUCUUUCCAAGUGUUUCAAUGUGAGAGUAUUCUUGUUGAACAAAUAUCUUUGUCUAUCGAUUCUUGUAAUAUAAUGUUUUAAAGAGUGAUAUUAAACGACUUAAAGUUCUUGAUCUGUUUGGACGGGAUGAAGAAUGAUAUUAUUGUUUUAGUUUAAUUUUAUUCAACGUAGGGUGUAGUGAAUGACUGUGUGUUCCCAAUGAAACGGUUACGAUUCGACUUUGCUUGCCUGAUCAUGUUGUUUCUUAGCCAUAUUUAUAUGGACUGUGUCCGACGCACUCGUGUGCCGGUCUAGGUGCUAUUUGUUAGUAAUUUCAUUAUACUCACAUGUUUGGUUACUAUGAAUUCAUCUUGUGUUUAUUAGACGCAAAUAUUUUUUUAUACCAUCAUGAUUUUAUGCUAAAUUGAUAACGCUUCGUAAAACUAAUUAAGUAUAGAUAAUUAUGAAAUAUUUUAUGUUAUACAUAUAACAUAUGAAAUGGUUGCAUAUAUCUUUCAUUCCACGCUCUAACCGACCGUCGCUACACGCUUAUUUUAAUAAUAUUUUGUUUAAUCACAAUGUACGUACCUGAUGCAAUUGUAAAUUUGUAGUUAAUUUUGUACGUUUCAUAUAGUGUAGGUGUAACGUUAUUUUUAACAAUCUCCUUGUCUUUCUGUGCCAUAAUUAUAAAGUAAAGGAAGUGGCACUGAGACGUAUAUUUUAUUUUAAUUAUUAUUUUUAUUUUUACAUAUUAUUAUAUUUUACAAUAAAUACACACUAGUCUUUUAUUUAAUGCGGCAGAAUCACAUUCGUUGAACAGUACCACAGGUGGGCAGUUCGUGCUACGCGGACUGUCCACACUAAAUAUGAUUUCCACACGUCAUAUCCAUUUACAUUCAGUUACCGAAUUAGCCGUAAGGAUUUUUAAUAUACAUAUUAAAGAUGUCGCGUUAUAUUUUAAAUAAAUGAUAUCAAUGACGACCCAAUGGAAACAUAAAUGUAUUUGGUAUAUAUUUUGAUAUGCAUAAAUUUAUUGGCGAGAUAACUCGGCAAGGAAGAUGAAAGUUUUUGUAAAACUGAUUCAAUAUAGAAUGUUUCUUACUCUUUGUUGUAAUAGAUGUCGGUACUUAAACUUGUAAAAAUUCUUUUCUUGUGAGAACUACAUAGAGUACAGAAGAAUAUUACGAAAUCGAUAUUUGAAUAUAGCGUUAAAUAUUAAUAUUUUAUGGUACAUACGUUUAUUGUCUUUUAUUUAAUGUUUGUCGAGAGGCUUCAUAUUAAAUUUAUAUAACUUCUGAUGUUCUUGAUAUAUUGUGAAGAUGUGUGUUACGUAGAAACGGCCUUACAAUGUUUAGAAGCGAUCUGUGGAACUUGUUACGGUGUUGCAAUUUGUGAACAUGUCUGAACAUGGUUCGUUUACAUCAGUCAUUGCGACGUUGACGAGGACGCCAGCUCCUCUCAACGGGUUUAUGUUCUGUUCAGAAUUUACUACCAACUUAGUAUCAGUUUCAAAACAAUAACAUAGCGCCCAUGUUAAUUUUCCAUACCACUUGUUAUUUUGUUAGAACAAUUGUUAAUAACAAUACAGCCAAUGACUGCUCUUAAAAUGUGUUCUUUAUAAGAAAUUAAUACAUCACUUAUUUUAUUAAAUGAUUUAAACCUCA